UAUGGGAAUUUGUUUCUCAAAACAAAAUGUUAUCAUUCCUGCAAUAUAUAAUCCAGAUAUUGAAAAACAACUCACUGAUGUUCAUAAUGCUCUUAAAGGAGAGUUUAUGAGUAUGGGUUUUCCAACUAAUGUUACUCUACGUAUAGCAAAUACAGAAUGGUAUGAAUUGGUUAAAUACAGACAAAUUGCAAUACCUCCUCACAUUAUUUUUCCUAAUCCAAUUUCCAAAGAAUGGAUAGAAGAAAAUUAUGAUUUUCGCCAUGUUGAUAAAUUUGUCAUGAAAAAAAUGAACAAAUCAUUUUUAAACAAAACACCACAACAAGUUGCAAUUUUUUUAAUUAAGGAUUUCAAUGAUGAAAUGUUAAGAGCUCGAGCUUUAUUCCGUUGGUUAGCUUCAAUCAAUCUAGAUAAAAUAAAUUAUGAUAAGUUGAUGGACAAUCAAAUGAGAUAUACUCUAUAUAGGUUAAAACAAAACAAUAUAUCCUACGGUAAAGUGUUAAAAAUUCUUUGCAGUUUUGUAAAUAUUUACUGUGAAGAAGUCUCUGGUUGGGCUAAACAUGCAAAUUAUGAAAUUGGAGAGAAAAUAAAUUUAAAUGAUAAGAAUUUUUGGAAUAUUAUUAGAAUAAAUGGUUUCUGGUAUCUUUGUGAUGCUAAUUUUGGAAGUCACAAAAUUUUUCAAGGGGAAAAAAAAUAUUCAUUACUCCAGUUUUUCUUCAAAAAGAAAAAUCUUACAAGUCAAAAAAAAUAUCAAUAUGAUAAUGGAUAUUUUUUGCCCAAUCCAGAGGAAUUCAUUUACAAGCAUAUUCCAGUUUUGAGUAAACAUCAGCUUUUAGCUAGAACAGUAACUUUACAAGAAUUUGAGGAAAUGGCAUAUUUAAGACCUGCAUUUUUUGAGCAUAAGCUUGGAAUUAUUUCUCAUCCCAAGUGUACUGUUUUUGCUGAACAAUCCAGGAAUGAAAUUCUUAUUGGAACAGACAAAGAAUUCCCUGUAAUAUUUGCUUAUACUAUUUUUAUUAGUGAUGAGACUGUUUUAGAUACUGGUCUAGUACAAGAUAUAAAAAAAGAAACUAUAGAUCCAAGUUUAUAUAUAACCAUAUUUCAAAACAAAUCAAAAAACCUUCUAAUCAUUAGGCUGAGAUUACCUCAAACAGCUAAAUAUAAGCUAAGACUUUGGGUGUCCAAAGAUGAUAUUAAACUUAAAGAACCUGACUAUAAAUGGUGUACUGACUACAUUAUUAAAUACACAAAAAGAGAUAAUAUAUAUAUUCCUCCAUUUCCAAACACAAAUCUAUCUGAACUUGGACCAAAUUAUAGAGCUAGAAAAUGCAAUUUUACAAAUAUGUUCCCUGUACUUGGAAUGUAUACUUCAUCAAAUAAAAAUUAUACAGAGAUUCAUUUUAAUGGAGAUGAUAAUGAAUAUGAGUUUUCUGUAGAAAUUACAAAAAAAAGUUUGCCUACAAUUACUUCAUAUAUUGUUAAAAGUGAGGAAAAAGCAAAUUAUACUUUAAUAUUUCCAGAUAAUGGAAGUAGAACUAUUGGCAAACAAACACAUUUCUUUAGGUUAAAAUUAAGGAUGGAAGAUAAUUUCCAAUCUUAUCAAGAAUGUUCUAAAAAUAUACAUUUUAAGAUAUUUAAAAAGAUAUCAUGUCAAUUUAAAAUUGAAUUAAAAUGGUAUGAUGAAAACAAUGAAGGACAUGAUUUAUCUAUGUAUUCAUUCUUUGUAAAUAGUUAUGAAGAUGUUACAUUCUACAUCAAUUUUCCAUUACCAGGAAUGUAUAAACUUGAAAUUGAAGCAAAGGAAUUAAAUUCCAGAAAAAAUUAUGAAUUGAUCUAUAAUUCUUAUUUUUAUGCAAUUGAAUCUAAUACAAAUUCAUUUCAAUUUCCAAUUGUUACUGAUAAAUGGAGAAUUAGUGAAACUCAUAAAAUUCUUCAACCAUUUAGAAAACUCUACUCAAAUGAAAAAGUAUUAAUACAGAUUGAAGGUUUUAAAGCUGAUGAAAUGAUUGCCUGUCGUGUAAAUGACAAUGAAAUUUUUCAUUUUGACCUCUUUAAUGAUAUAUGGGAAUGUGAAAUUGACACUGGUGAAAAUUUUGGAGAUUUAGUUAUUAGAGCAAAAAUUUAUAAAAAUGCAAAAUUUUUUACUGAAAUUUUAAUUUAUAAAAUUUUUAAAAAUCCAAUUAUGAAAAUGGCUAAACCUGCAAUAGAGAAUAGUGAAAUCGCCAGUGAACCAGAGGAAGCUACAAUAGAGAAUUGUGAAACCACUAGUGAACUGGCUGAACCUGUAAUAGGGAAUAGUGAAAUUAACAGUACACUGGAUAAACCUGCAAUUGAUAAUAGCCAAGCUAUUAGUAAAAAUGAAAAUAUAGACAAGAUAAAUGCUUCACAAACAAUUGAUAUUUCUAAAAAUGAAGUAUCUGAUGAAAAUGAUUUUAUUAAAACAAUGAAAUAUGUGCCAAAUGUUCAAUUUGAGACAAUUGAAAAUGCUACUAAUAUAGAAGAAAUUGGUGAAAUAGAUUGGUCAUUAAAAAUGGAAGAAGUUAUCUAUAUCAGUGAAUUUCUACCAGCUGAUGACUCUGAUGAUGGAGAGGAUAAAACUUUUAAAAUAAAUGAGAAUGGAAAUGAAAAAGGUAAAAAAGAAAUUGUAAAUAAUGCAGAAGAAACCACAGGAAAGCCAGGUAAUAGAAAUGAUGAAAAGGAAGAGAAAUCACAGCAACAACACAAUGAUCAGGAAGAUGUAGCAAAGAAGGCAUCAGAUUUGAAAAAGGCAUAUGAAGAAAAAGAUUAUAAAAAGUUAAAAGUAGCUAUAGACAAAGCUUCUGUUAAACCAAUAAAUCCUUUAUUAAUUAAAGAUUUAUCAAAAGCUAAUGAAUUAAAAGCAAAUUUAGAAAAAAUUUGUGGUUUGCAAAACAGGAUUUUAAAACUUGAUGCAAAGUGUAUUGCAGAAUUAAAUCAGUAUAAUCAACCACCUGCUGUUGUACAUCUGGUUAUAAAAUCAACAUUAUUGAUUUUAUCAAUUGAUGAAGGACAAACUGAUGAAUGGAAAGAAUGUCGAGUUUUUAUUAAAUAUGCAUGCUCUUAUUCUAUUUUAAAGAAAAUUAAAGCUCUUAAAAUCUUAACUGUACAUCCAGCAAUCAUUCUCAGAGCUGAACAAAUAAUUUGUGAAUUAAAUCUGCAAGAAGUCAAGGAGGCAAGUGCAGGUGCAGCAGCAUUCUAUUUAUGGUGUAAAGGUAACAUUGACAUCUAUAAAAAGAUUAACAAAGAAGAAAUAGGAAAAUCACAGCCAGCAACCAGAAAAAUACAAAAAAAUAUCUUUCUAUCAUCUUUUCAUCAUUAA
Dimorphilus gyrociliatus is the source of this 3334-nucleotide messenger RNA. Lineage: Eukaryota; Metazoa; Annelida; Polychaeta; Dinophilidae. The record is from the annotation of a GenBank genome assembly.